AUGCACCCCACUGAGCACCUGACAGAGCAACCCCUCGGACCCCCCUCAGCGCUCCCCCCCCCCCGGCAGCUCUCUAAAUGGCAAAUCGCCCGCCAAGCAACAUCUCGCGGGCUAGGCGCUGCCCUGCUGACCUAUUGGCCCAGCGAGCCCGAUUAUGCUAAGAUCGGGGAGCCAUUCGUCGUCCCGGAGGCGCAUGCGGGGGAUUCAGAUCGACCUCUGGGGAGUGGGCACGGUUUAUCUGGCAGGCCGCUUCCAAAGUUGCUCGCAGGGGGGAAAUUACUGAAGGGCCAGCUCCCCAUGAUGUUGAAACAGGAACCGGUCCGGGAGCUUAUGGCUCGCGAGCGUUACUUCGCGGGUGGCAGACGCGAGGAUGAGAUACUUGGCAACCACCUGGUCAAUGUCGAAUUUGCAGCGGUAUUUUGCCAGGGAGAGGUGAAGACCAAUGAACAUCGGUGCGAUAGCUGUCUGCAGGGAUAUGGCCCCUGGGCAAAGUGCGUGCAACUACGGGAGGGCGAAGGGUAUCUUAGUGCCUGCGCCAACUGCAUCUGGAAUGGACAAUUUGAGCGAUGCAGCUUGUGGAAGCGUGCGCAGGCCCUUUUGACCCCAGGGGAUCAAAACCGGGGCCACCAACGCAACAAGCGCUCGAUCAGCAAGAAAAUGGCCUAUGAAGCAUGGGCAGACAUGAAACGCAAUUUGGAUAUGGUGGAAGAGCUCACAGUCGAAAUUGCGGCGAAGAUAUUGAUGGCGGCGUCGAUGGAGAGGCCGAUGGAGGAUAACGCUGAUGAUAACGAGGAAGGUUGA
Molecule: messenger RNA, 801 nt
Organism: Penicillium mononematosum
Lineage: Eukaryota; Fungi; Ascomycota; Eurotiomycetes; Eurotiales; Aspergillaceae
Product: DUF3716 domain-containing protein
Exons: 4
Coding region: 1-801 (266 amino acids)
Source: RefSeq, a predicted model, not a curated record